CACAGCAGAGGACACUGCACUUUCUACAGCUGUGACUGUCUGUGUGUGAAAUCAGACAUUCUGCUAAAAUGAGGAACCUGUCUGCUCUGCUGUUUGUGCUGCUGCUCUGUUCUCUCCAGCUGGUCUCUAGUGCUCCCCAUGGACAUACCCCUGACUGCUGUACCAGUGUGACUGAUGUGAAGAUCCCUCUGAAGAAGGUGAUGUCCUACACACAUACAGACAGUGACUGUGCCAAUAAAGCCAUUAUAUUUAAAACUGUAUCAGAAAAACACUUUUGUGUAAAUCCAGAUGCUGUGUGGGUGAGCAACCAUGUCACCGCUGUGGACACUCUCAACAAUCCCACAGCCAAGACCAUUAAUCAAUACUGUAUUGGAGAAGAUUGAAAAACUGAUCAGUCCUUUUUAUGCUCUUCUUACCAUAAUAUUUUUAAUAAAAUGAUUUUAAUUAA
Molecule: messenger RNA, 448 nt
Organism: Electrophorus electricus (electric eel)
Lineage: Eukaryota; Metazoa; Chordata; Actinopteri; Gymnotiformes; Gymnotidae
Source: RefSeq, a predicted model, not a curated record